AUGGCUCGUGGCGACUUGGCAAGUUUUCUCGGUCCUGGUUUCCGGUUCCACCCCACCGAUGAGGAACUGCUCCAGUACUACCUGAAGCGAAAGGUCACUAACAAGCCCGUCCGAUUUGACUCGAUUUACGUCGUUGACGUCCACCGGACGGAGCUCUGGGAUCUCCCUAGUCUGUUUUGUUUCAACUUCCCCUCGUCUUUGUUUAUUCUUGAUUGGGGUUGCUCUGAGUUGGAGUAG
Molecule: messenger RNA, 237 nt
Organism: Linum trigynum
Lineage: Eukaryota; Viridiplantae; Streptophyta; Magnoliopsida; Malpighiales; Linaceae
Source: the annotation of a GenBank genome assembly